Messenger RNA from Bactrocera oleae (olive fruit fly), 1350 nucleotides. RefSeq names its product vacuolar protein sorting 37B (gene Vps37B). The record is from RefSeq and is a predicted model, not a curated record. Gene Ontology annotation, biological process: protein targeting to vacuole; ubiquitin-dependent protein catabolic process via the multivesicular body sorting pathway; protein targeting to membrane. Lineage: Eukaryota; Metazoa; Arthropoda; Insecta; Diptera; Tephritidae. Gene Ontology annotation, cellular component: ESCRT I complex.
CCAACAUAGCAAUGAAACUUCCAUAUCCUACUUAAUAUCAGCCUUUGCUUAAAUUUUUUUUACUACACUUAAACUUACAUUACCAACUUAUAAGAUCUUGAAAUAAUAUCAAUCUUGGAAUAAAAUCAAUAAUAUAUUAUGCUAAAUAGGGCUGGCAGUUCUGAGUCGAAAUUCCCAAUGGACUUUUUGACAAGUGUGAUGUUUGGUUUGAGUUUACUAGCUCGACAUAAGUCGCAAUUAGAGAAAUAGCUUUACAGUAAAUAAUAACACCUUAAGGAACUCACAUAUUUCAAAGUAUUAUUUAAAUUAGUGAAGCAUUUCACAGUACACUCUGCCAAAUAAUAAAACAAAAAAUGUAUCAAGAGUAUUUAAAUCAGCUGCAAUCGUCCAUAGCCCCUCUCUCAUCAGACGAACUCAAGGAUUUACUCAACGAUGACGAAAAGCUAGAUGAGAAAGUGAGUGAAGUACUGGAAAACCUCAAAACACAAAAGGACGACUUACUCAUCGAAAAUCGGUCCAAGGCCGAGAGCAAUAUUGAAAAAGAACCCAGAAUCAUUGAAUUGCGUGGAAAAGUAAAUGAAUUGAUGGAGGAAGCAAAGGAGUCUUGUCAAGCUGUACAGGAGAAAUUACUCGAAGUGAAGGAAAAAUCGGGUAGCGUUAGUCAAGAAGCGGCUUUAGCGUUGAUACAAACAGCUGCUGCUGAAAGCGAAGAAGCAACAGACGCUUUAAUUAAACAAUUCACAGACAAUGAGAUCGGCGUAGAGGCAUUCCUAGACGAUUUUCUUGUUACGCGCAAAACGAUGCACCUACGCAAGCUUAAAGCUGAGAAAAUGCAAGAGCUAAUGCGCAGGCAAACGCAAACGCCACAACGUGGUAAUCCUUUAUUACCAAAUAGUGGAUUUUAUCCGACACCAGGUGUACCUGGCAUGGGUGUACCGUAUCCACUAGGGCCAAUGAUGCCGAUGCCACUACCACGCCCAUACUAGUAAAUAAUGUCCAGCUAUCAAGCACUACCUUUCGAAAGAUUGCGAUAUAUUUAAAAAAGGGUGAAUUAUGUUAGAUAAUCAAGUAGCAGACACCUUUAAACAUAAAUAUCUCAUUUUUAAAUAUAUAGUAUUGUUAAAAUGUUUCGUAGUGAUAAAUGGCUACGAGUCGCAGAAAAUAAAUAAUAAUACAUUUUUAGGCACUACUAAAUAAAAUUAUUUACAAUGAAGAAAAUUACGCGAGAUUGUUUUUGUAUAUUAAAUAUAAAUACCAGUAUAAAAUGACUUUAAGGGCUUCGGUUCAUUGUAAAUUGAAAGUUUUAUUUCUCAAUAAAGUUUUUGUUAGUCUUAUUAAUAUUUUAUAAAA